Messenger RNA from Musa acuminata subsp. malaccensis (wild Malaysian banana), 2642 nucleotides. RefSeq names its product protein ROOT PRIMORDIUM DEFECTIVE 1. Gene Ontology annotation, molecular function: RNA binding. NCBI's taxonomy places the organism in Eukaryota, Viridiplantae, Streptophyta, Magnoliopsida, Zingiberales, Musaceae. The record is from RefSeq and is a predicted model, not a curated record.
CUAGACCGCAUCUGCUUCUGCGAACACCACCAACGGCGACGCCAGCUUUCCCGUAAGCCCCAUCUCCUUCGUCGAACACCACCGACGCCGACGCUCGGUUUCCCCCCAUGUGGAGGAGAUCCCCAAUCCACCUCCGCCAAUCCUUCGUCGCUCGCUCUUUCUCACAGUCCACCUCGAUCCCUAAGAAUCUGCAGCGCGUCCGCGACCACGGCUUCGACAACGUCAUGGAGGUGGAGAAGAAGAUACGCCGCGCCCUCCACCUCCAGUCCUACCUCCUCUCCCAGCCCUCCGGUUCCCUCCCCGUCUCCCAACUCGACGUUGUCGCCCGCCGCUACCACGCCUUCGGCCCCCACGAAACGGGUAAUUUCCUCCUCAAGCACCCCCACGUCUUCCACGUGUUCGACCACCCGGUCCAGCGCCGUCUCUGGGUCCGCCUCACCCCCCGCGCCGCCCUCCGCCUCCGCCAGGAGUCCGACGCCGUCCGCUCCAUGCUCCCUGACGCCGUCCGCCGCCUCCGCAAGCUCCUCCUCCUCGCUGCCCGCUCCCGCCGCCUCCGCCUCGAGCACAUCCGCCUCGUCCGCCACGACCUUGGCCUCCCAGAUGACUUUUUGCAGUCCGUCGUCCUCGCCAAUCCCUCCUUCUUUCGCCUCGUCGUCUCCUCUGACUUCCCCGACGACCCCCGGGCUAAAUAUGUUGAGUUCGUUGACGAACCUGACGACGGCAAUGACUUGGCGGAGUUCACCAUGUGUGCCAUUGAACGCACCCGCGAGCUCCAGUACCGUGAGCGCGGCGCUGACGCCGAGGACUCCCGCUUUGCCUUCCUCAUCAAUUUCCCUCCGGGAUUCAAGAUCGGCAAGUACUAUAGGAUCGCGGUGUGGAAGUGGCAGCGGCUGCCCUACUGGUCUCCUUAUGAGGAUGUGUCCGGCUAUGAUCUCCGGUCGCUCGAAGCACAACGGCGGAUGGAGAAACGAAUGGUGGCAACAAUACACGAGUUGCUGUCUUUGACGGUGGAGAAGAGGAUGACGAUGGAGCGGAUUGCACAAUUCCGGCAGGCAAUGGGGCUGCCGAAAAAGCUUAAGGCGUUCUUGCUGCAGCACCAGGGAAUAUUCUAUUUUUCGACGAGGGGGAAUCGUGGAAAACUGCAUACAGUGUUCUUGAGGGAGGCAUAUCGCAAGGGGGAGCUUGUGGAGCCAAAUGAGUUAUAUCUAGCAAGGAGAAAGCUAGGUGAACUGUUGUUGCUUAGUCCUAAGAAGGCAAAUUUGGAUAGGAUGCUGACUAGUCUUGGGAGGGGCAUGGAUGCGUUCAGUGGAGGGAGUGGUGCUAAGAGUAAGCUAAUUGGCGAUGAGGGUGAACAGAGAAGUGAAAACGAGGACAGUGGUUCUGAUUCUGGUGUUGAAUCUCAGUUUGUUGAUUGACAAAAUUGAAGUUGACCCAGUUCUAAGGAUUAUCAAUCCAAUUAUCAUUAAGUAUUAAUUUAAUCUUUGAAGGUACUCACUGGAUGUCUGGAUCGGAGCUUAACUGUCUUAUUAAACAUUGAUAUGAUCGUCACUUGCAAAUACCUUAGGUAGAUGGCAAAAUAAAUUCAGUUUUGAUCUGAAUAUCAAAUUAUUUACUUCAAUUUGUCAUAGAAAAGAGUUGAAGUUGGAGGAGCAUAAGAUCAUGUCCAUGCUGGAAAGACAGGAGAUAUGUUCCACAGGAUGCUUGGUUUUGCAUGAACUUUGACUUUAAGAGAUUGCCACGGAAUGAUGGAAUCAUGUGAGUUGUUCAAAUUGCUGCUCAUUCCAGAUGAAGGAGCUGCAUCACCUUGAGGUGCUUUUUUGGACAGAGUUCCUAAUCCAUCUAACAGUGAUUUAUAAUCUAUUUAUGUGCUAAAAAGUGCUCUUGGAGCAACAUCUGAUGAGGAAUUCUGCAAACCUUCCCAAUUUCAGUAUCAAACAGUUGACAAAUCCGGAGACUUGGUAAUGGAACAAAAGAACCUUAGAUGGAACAAUGACCAAGUGUGGCAGUUCUCCACCAGUUGGACAUGUUUCUGUUGAAGAUGCAGUGUCUUUACAAAAUAGGAAAAGUGGCAUAUCUUGAAGGAGGCAAAGAAAACAUGUAAACCCAUCUCCAAGGAAUCUUCCUAUGAAAAUGAAGGCUCACUGCCACUGAAAGCCAAGACCUGAUUGGAGUUUUCUGCACGCAAAAAAUCAUUCGGGGCUUGAAUCUUGAUUAGGAGCACAACAUAGGACAGCUGAUGAAUUCACAUAAAAUGAUUCUUGGGUUCACCACCUUGUGAUGUCCAGGAAAGUUAAAAAGAGGAUCACAGGUUCACCGUCAUGCAUAUUCCGGUAUCAGGCUUCAGGCACUGCAAUGGAUCCAUCAGCAUGGAAAUGUCCCAAGUACAUGAUUCGUCCACCAUGACAGCUGAGUACGAGGACUUCUUGCCUGUGAUGGCAGAGAAGAUGAAAGCUCAAGAGUUUGCAACUGAGCUUUGCAAUGGGUUACGCCUCCUGGCGGAACUUAACCAGGCUUGACCAUGCCCAAGAGCCAGCCUGCGGAGAACCUGUGCCCUUCUUGGGAUGGCAGGGACGAUGGAGUAAACAAAGGAUUUGAUCAAGGGGGUAUCGACGGCGACGGAGGACUCAAAGAGAGAGUUCUGC